Messenger RNA from Ostrea edulis (European flat oyster), 2972 nucleotides. Its product is annotated as phosphonopyruvate decarboxylase-like. The transcript has 11 exons. Gene Ontology annotation, biological process: organic phosphonate biosynthetic process. NCBI's taxonomy places the organism in Eukaryota, Metazoa, Mollusca, Bivalvia, Ostreida, Ostreidae. The record is from RefSeq and is a predicted model, not a curated record. Gene Ontology annotation, molecular function: phosphonopyruvate decarboxylase activity; magnesium ion binding; thiamine pyrophosphate binding. The coding region runs from base 121 to 1476 and encodes 451 amino acids.
UGUUUCCGGUUUGCGAGCAUUGUGGACAGUUAUUUGGUAGGCACGCACGUUGACGCUGUCCCUGUCCUGUUGUGACGUUCCAGUAUACAUUACGUAGUGAUCAACGACAGAGCUUGGACAAUGGCUAAAGCUGCGACAUUAAUUAAGUCUUGUUUACUGGGAAAUAAUGUUUACCUUUCACUUGGUCGUCUAUGUUCUGUGAUGAAGCGGGACAUCCACACAGGAUCAAAUCGGUACAAAAGUCAAGUAAAGCACGGAAGUCCAGAUAAUCAAUAUGAAGAGCAGCAGAAGAGAAAUGAGGAUGCGGGGGAAUUAACUGAGCUGGUGCGAGACUUCUUACAACCUGACCAGUUCUACAAGUCUUGUCUCAAUAUCGGAGUCGACUUCUUCUGCGGAGUUCCCGACUCACUCCUCAAAGAUUUUUGUGCCUAUGUAACACAAAAUGCUCCAAAAGAGAAGCAUGUUAUUGCUGCAAAUGAGGGGAAUGCUGUGGCCGUAGCAACAGGUUAUCACCUAGCAACUGGAAAGCACCCUAUGGUGUAUCUGCAGAACUCGGGAUUGGGUAAUAUUAUCAACCCAAUCAUGUCCCUGACCUCUCCCUCGGUAUACAGUGUGCCAAUGAUUCUUCUGAUUGGCUGGAGAGGAGAACCAGGAAAGAGAGACGAACCACAGCAUCUAGUGCAGGGGCAGGCAACUCCUGGGCUUCUGGCUGCCUUAGGAAUUCCAUUCCAACCUCUUCCCGACUAUGAAGAAGGCGCUGAUCAAGCUUUGCUGACUGCGAAACACUAUAUGGAAAAAUCCAAUGCACCUUAUGCCUUCCUCGUCAAAAGACAAACUUUUGCACCAUUCAAAUUGAAGAAAAGGCCAACACCAGACGAUCAUAAGUUAUCAAGAGAAGAUGCGAUGAAGGUAGUUAUUGACAACCUAAGUCAGAAGGAUGUUGUUAUCAGUGCCACUGGGAUGUUGUCCCGGGAACUAUUCGAGUACAGGGUUGCCAAGGACAUGGGCCAUGAGAAGGACUUUCUAACUGUGGGGUCCAUGGGGCACACUUCCACUAUUGCUUUGGGAGUGGCCAUGCAGAAGCCAAAGAGACAGGUGUUUUGUCUGGAUGGAGAUGGCUCAGUCAUCAUGCACAUGGGUGCCAUGGCAACUGUUGGUCAAUCAGGUUUUUCCAACUUUAAACAUAUUGUCAUCAACAAUGGUGCUCAUGAUUCUGUAGGAGGCCAGCCAACAGAUGCUGGAAAUCAUAAAGACUUUUCAUUCUCAAAAAUUGCUGAGGGAUGUGGAUACAGAAAGACGCUGUUGGCUGUUACCCCUGAGGAGGUUGCACAGUGCGUGCUAGACAUGCGGGGAAUGGACGGACCAGUCCUUCUAGAAAUUAAAACACGACUAGGCAGUCGUAAAGAUUUGGGUCGGCCCACGCGAACUCCUAUAGAAAACAAAGAGGAUUUCAUGCACUUCUUGGCAAUUAAUUAAUUAUGGGUUCAUAUAAGGGAUAAUUGCAGGACUUCCUACACAUUUUGGCAAUUAAUUAACCAUGGCUUUUUAUCUGAGAUAAUUGGUUGUCAGUGACAGUUUGCAAUCUCAUUGACUGUCUUUCAUACAACUUUUACAUGAAAUUGUGUUCAGAAACAUGAAAUUUGAUACUUUGUCCUUAUAUACAAGUACAAUACAGUUGUACAGGUAUGGUAACCAUUUAAUUCAUAUGCAUUGAUGCAGAACCAAAUUAUAUUUUGUGUGUGAUUUAUUUUAAUAUUAUAGACCCUUUCAUACCAAUAUAUUGAUUAAUGAAUUUCAUAAUACAUAUUAUUUGAUACUUCUUGUUUUAAAUUUUUUUUUUUACAAAAGCACUUUGUUGUUACAUGUAGCUAUUGUAUCCAGUGUUUCCUUCUUUUCUAAAUCCAUUGAUGCUUACAAUCAUUAACCAGUGUUUAUUUUUUUACUUUAGUGAAUUAGUGAUAUUUAAUGAGGGUCUUUUUGUGUGUUUUUAUUAUCCACCCCCUGGCACUUACUACAUUAAGAGUUAAUUUAUUUUAGAGGGAAUAAUCUCAAGGGUGUUGCAUACAUGUAGUUUUCAGAUUUGUGUGGUUUUGUUGAUUGGUUUUGAUUUUUCAUGUGUAACGAUAAUUUAAGAGUAUCGUAAUCAAGAGAUUGAGGAGCAUAGUUGCCACCCCCCUCCCCUUUUUAUGUAUUAAGUUUGAUGUAUAUUUUUAUGCAAUCAAAAUCAAAGAUCAGGGAGGAACGUUGCUUUUGGUAUAUAUUUGUCUCCAACUUCAACCUAUGUAAAAGCUUUUGAUCUGUACUUAUUGCACAGAUGGGCAUAACUCAGUAUGUGGCCACACUUGGAGGCAUAGCCUUUCAUAACUGCAUCUUGUUUUACUUAGAAAAAGGAGUACACUACAGGCUUAAAACCUGUAAAAUGUCUUCUUCCUUGUAUCGUUGAAGAUCUGAAAUGAAAUAUUUGAUAUUUAGAACUAGGCACUGUUUGAAUGCAAAAUUUCAUCUAGUAAUCUGGAAAAGGACCGGUGUUACUUUACUUUAUGUAUUCGUACUAAAUACAUGUAUUUUUGUGCCAAAAAUACUUUUUCUUACUAGGUGAAAAGCAUGGCAAGAUUAAAUUUUCAUGUACAUGCAGAUCUUGUUUAAAUUAGGCAUGUUAUAAAAGUUACUACUGCUUUGAGAAUUAUGAAAGGCAGCAUAGAAGAAGAAAAAGAUUCCUCGAUUGUCAGAAUGGUUAUUUUUGGAAAGUGAUAGUACUUUAAUCAAAGAUUUGGGUGUAGUUCAUUAUUUAAUGUACUUGAGUGUUAUUUGUAAUAAUUUAUUAUGAGUUUGGUAGGGAUUAUUUAACAAGGUAUUAAGAAUAUUUGUGUUACUUACUAGCAAAUCUCUGUUAUUUAUCAUAUUCAUGAAGUCAGACUUCACCACCUAUAAUUAAGGUUUCAUAGAUAUGUAAUAAAAAUAUGAAGUAAAAA